Messenger RNA from Linum trigynum, 4092 nucleotides. NCBI's taxonomy places the organism in Eukaryota, Viridiplantae, Streptophyta, Magnoliopsida, Malpighiales, Linaceae. The record is from the annotation of a GenBank genome assembly.
AUACUAAUAGUUGGAACACGGGUUGGGUCGGGUUCUACGGGUUGUGUAAUCCAAAAUCCAAACCCAACCCAAAAGAGACGGGUUGUACAAAAGAAAACCCUCACCCAACCCAAAACCUUCGUUUUAGCGAUAAAUACGGGUGGGUUGGGUCAGGUUGGACGGGUAGGUCGGUUUGCGAGUGUGUUUGUUCACCCCCUACUCACAAGGUCCAACCCCUUCUCACUUCUGAGUGAGCCUGGUUUAAUUAUAAUCUCAAGAAUAAGUAAUCCAAAUAUCAAGGAUAAUCAAAUCAUCAUAAUCUAACACAUAAAACCUAAUUGUUGAGCCUUGUGUAAAUCAUCCAACUAGCAAUGUGUAAGGAAGUGGUUAAGUACCUUACACGGGCCUGUAUAAGAUCCAGUAUAACCUUCUUCCAACAACUCGAGUUAUUGGGACCAACUGGUUUAUUACAUGGUAUCAGAGCAAAACUCGAUCCCUUGUCUAGGGUUUUGAGCUUCCGCAGUGUUGCCUCUCCGCAGCAGCAUCGAAUCAUCGAUGUUCUUUAUCAUCCUCGUCGUGCGCAUCACGACGUUGUUGAAUCAUCAUCAUCACGGUCGAAUCCGUCGGCCAAGUCGCUACUUUCUUGGAGUCGUUUCCAUCUCCAGCAAUGGUUGGAGUCUCCAUCUCCUUCGACAAAAUUGAAGCAGAGAAAAGGACUUCCGACUCCAAACUCGUCCAGUCACCAUCUAACCGAGCCAUCCAUCAGCUUCUCGAGCGCAUCAACCCGCUCCUGUCUCCACUUUUGCAGUUCAGUGGCGAAGUCCUUUCCGCCAUCACCGUCACUCAGUCACGGCCACUGGUCUUCCCGGAGAGACGAAGUCAUCGUCUCCGUCCAGUCAUUGACGUCGUCGUUAUUGUCGGCUCAUACCAAGGUUCCGUCUCUGCCUCGGUCAGGUCGGCAUGUCCCUGUCACCGUCGAGAGCCGAUGUCCAUCCCGGCCUCCAACAUGCUUGUCAUCGUCGGCGGCGGCAAGACAAGAUCCUUAGAUCGACCAUCAACGUCCAGACUGUCAUCAUCCUCCGCGCCAUCUAACGACGGCCGAGUCAACGUGGGUUGGAUCAGCUUCGUUCAUCGUCUGCGUCCCGACGCCGCUGAAUCACCAUUGUUGUUGGCGUCAGGCGAGACUGCUCAAAUCCGAGCCCCCCACCAUAACCAGCAUUGUCUCAUCCGCAAGGUCACCAUCAGAGAUCUUCUUUUGCAUCUUGUCUCCCGCCAUUCCGCCGCCGUUGAUUGCUUCUCCUGAGAUGGUGCAGUUGAUGAGGUGGGCGCAUGAGGGAGAAUUUGCGAAACCAAGGGUUUCUUUCUCCAUUUGGGCCAUCUUCAACAAAAUGGGCUGCCAAAUUCAAGUGUGGUCGUGAGGCCAAAUUAGCCCUUAUGGGCUUUAGCAUAUAUUUUUGGUAACAGUUUAUCAAAGAACUCUUCAAUUAGUCUUUUUGGGUAAGCUAUCUCAUUUUGCAGGCUUUACCCAUCAACUAUAGUCAAGUAUCAAUUGAGGCAUUCACGAUUCAUAAAAUGAUUGUCCCCUGGCGUUCGAAAGGUAGUACGAUCAGAGAAGUUAUCGUCCCUUUAUCGUCCAGUUGGCAUUUGCGAUCCAAGAAAUGAUCGUCCCCUCUUCCGGUUCAUUAGUGGGCACAUAUCAACCAUUCAUCGCUUUUCAAGCUGGGCAUUCACGUUGUUCAUGCUCCAGCUUGAGGGGGAGAAUAGGAGGUCAACAUAUGUCGGUCGACUAACUCAGUCAUCAGGUCGACCGCGAUGUACUAGGUGUGUUCAAGUUCAAGAGACGUAGUCAAUCGUCUCCAUCAUCAGGUUGUUCAGAGAGAGUCAGUCGUCUCCAAUCAACCUCGUCCGAGAUGUUAUUCAUCUCGAGUUUUGUAGUUCAAGCCAUCAUGCUUGUUCUUCACAUUUACUUCUUCAAGCUCGACAUUCUUGUCAUUCAUGUCUUCGCUUGAGGGGGAGUGUUGCGGUUACUUAAACCGUGUUAGUAUUGGGCCUUGUUGGGCCUCGUCUGAUUCGUUGGAUUAGGGUUUUAACCCUAAGUUUAUCUAUAUAAGUUUAGCUAUCGACUUGUGUGAUAGCAAGCCGUCACAAUGUAGUCGUUUAAUAAAACGUCAGCUGUGAGCUCUUUCGAGCUCACCGUGUUCUUGACAUGGUAUCAGAGCUGGUUUGUCCUUGAGGUCACGUGUUCAAGUCCUCACGACCCCCAAUAUGAACCGUUGUCUUCAAGCACAUGGUAUGGCUGGCCUGUGCAAACUUCAAGCCCAUGGGUCGGCUUUCGUUUGAGGGGGCGUGUAAGGAAGUGGUUAAGUACCUUACACGGGCCUGUAUAAGAUCCAGUAUAACCUUCUUCCAACAACUCGAGUUAUUGGGACCAACUGGUUUAUGACACAAUGCAUGCACGCAACAAGGCUGGUGAGGUUAGUUAGAGAAGCCAAAUUCACGGGUAGUAGUUAAGGGGUAAAAGGAACUAGAAUGCUGAAUUAUUGCUAAUCAAAGACAUGAUUAGUUAUUACCACUUGGGUUUUCUAGUAAUCAGGUCCACAGGGUUAUAGCUCCCCGUGGGGUAACUAAUUAAUUAAUUACCCUAACUAUGAACCUAUGAUAAUUAACAUGUGCAUGUAAGUUUAUAAACUAACUACCCUAACCCUAGCUAGCCAUAAAUAGCUGGUUAACAAAAUGGUAACCAAUAAUUCACAUUACCAUCACAAACAAACCACAUUCAGAUCUACAUUACCACAUUGCAUCACGACUAUGUGCAUGUUUCUAUAUAUGAUGAUGGAGUGAAGAAAGCAGCACAGAAUCGGAAUCUUGGAGAGUAAAGAACAAGAGAAAAGGGACAAAACUGAAACAAUAUACAAGGAGAUCGGGUAUGGAAAGGCAAUUAGCUGCUGCCCAAAUCUUUAUAUAUAUAUUCAUGGUUUUUCAAAAUUCAAGUUCUACCCAAAUCUUUAAUUUUCAAAUGUCUGAAGCAAACGAACCCAUACUCGUUUGUGGUGGUGGUCUUUGCCUUAGCUAAUGCGGUUUGGCAUAUGGUUUCUUUUGCUUUUGUUGCCAAAAUUUCUGUAGCAUUUCCUUGUGUACAAGGAAAGGGGACUUGAAAGUCUACCGUUUGGGUGAUUCUGCCUGUAAUGUAAAUCCAUAGGGCUUGCAAUUAAAGUUCUCAUUAUGUGAACUCUAGUAUUCAAGUAACCCUAGUAUCCAAUUGUAGAAACAAUGUCGAUCCAUAGGCUUGAGGAUGAAUAAUUAGAGCGUUUUUUUAUAGUUUAGGUAAUACAAGUUUAUUAAUAUUGGGAAUUAAAACUUAAAUGUACAACAGAGGAUACCUGUUUAAUGAGCUUGUUUCCAUAGAAAGAGUAGCGGGUUAUUAGGAACAACUAGCUUGUAACCCGACCCGUUGGUCGGAGGAGCUGAGCCGAAUAUUGAAUUAUUGGGAUAACCCGUAGAUUCAACCAUUAAGCUAAAUUGGUCUAAUGGUGAGUACCGCCUAGCAUAUCCCUAAUAAUCAUACCAAAGUGAAUAUAUUGGAACAUAAACAGUACAUCAAAAGUUGGUACAACCAUGAAGUUAGACCAUUAAAAACAUACCAAUGAAAUUGAAUAGCAUCGAAAAACUUCAACUUCAUUAUAUAAUUACAUGAGAUCAGAAAGAGAACACCAUUAAUUUGAUUUAUAAAACUUUCAUCUUGUCGUCAUUGUGCUUUCUGGUUUUUGUCAGGCCAUGAUAAAAUCUAAGGAAAUCAAGAACGAACAACACGAUUUGGGAUAGGAACCGCCGUUGUCGUAUUCCUAGAGAGUGGUGGUAAACACGGACUCACCUGCCAAACUGGUUUGGAUUGAGAUUUUUAUCGGGUAUCAGGGAACCAUGUGAUUAUAAAUUAGACUUGAUCAAAACGGGCCAAAACAAAAAAUUCAGCCUGUUUGACCGACCCAUGCAAAAUUCUAAUUAUUCGUUACUUUUAAACUUUCUAUUUGAAAAUAAAAAAUAGUGAAAGAAAAUAGAUGACUGCAAUUCGCCAUUUGCACAUCACUUAUUCGGGAAUAAAACCAUAGAAAUUCA